Messenger RNA from Nannizzia gypsea CBS 118893, 2457 nucleotides. RefSeq names its product cysteinyl-tRNA synthetase. Gene Ontology annotation, cellular component: cytoplasm. The record is from RefSeq and is a predicted model, not a curated record. Gene Ontology annotation, biological process: cysteinyl-tRNA aminoacylation. Gene Ontology annotation, molecular function: cysteine-tRNA ligase activity; ATP binding. Lineage: Eukaryota; Fungi; Ascomycota; Eurotiomycetes; Onygenales; Arthrodermataceae. The transcript is spliced from 3 exons. Bases 1 to 2457 code for a protein of 818 amino acids.
AUGUCUACCGUGGAUGGACAGCCCAACUGGCAGGAGCCUCCAACCUGUCCAAACCGUUCUCUGCCACCCUUGAGAGUAUGGAAUUCUCUAACUCGUUCAAAGACACAUUUCGUUCCAGCGGACCCAAAUGGUCAAAAAGUGACUUGGUAUGCUUGUGGACCGACUGUCUAUGAUGAUGCUCAUCUAGGGCACGCCAGGAACUAUGUUACAACCGAUAUACUGCGCCGUAUUAUGCGUGACUACUUCAAGUUCGACGUCAAUUUUAUCAUGAACAUUACCGAUGUGGACAACAAGAUAAUUAUUAGGGCCCGGCAGCAACACCUCUUUGCUGAAUACAAAGACAAACACCCGGACAUAGAUGCGGAUGUUCUACAGACCGCUCUGCUAGCGUUCUCGACUUUUGUGAAAAAGCAACUACCCCUUUUAAACUUCCAGGAGCAGGCUGAAAAGACGUAUGCGUUUAUCUUCAAUGGAGGUACCCUCGAAGGGAACAAGAAACCGGGGUCUGAUGAAGCUAAAAUCAAGAUGAGUAUCAAGAGCGAAUCUCAAGCUGGAGCGGCUAUAGCCAAAGCACUUGAGGGGCAUAAAAAAUCUAUCGAGCCGGGAAAUUCGCUUGGAAUGAAUGCUCCGUCAUAUUCAAGUGUGAACACGCAACGCACAAAUGAAGCCUUCUAUGAAGCUUGUAAAGAUGUAUUCCUUAUCUAUCUUGAUUGCAUCGGCUGCUCAUCCAUUUGCAGUACUGACUACUCCUUAUUCGAGGCACUGACCAAGAAUUAUGAAAGCCGAUUUCUUGAAGAUAUGCGAUGUUUAAAUGUCCUUGAACCAGACAAACUAACGAAGGUGACUACACAUAUAUCCGAAAUAAUCCAAUUUGUGAAAACAAUUAUUGGGAAUGGUUUUGCAUAUUCAACUCCGGAUGGAUCUGUUUAUUUCAAUAUCAACAAAUUUGAGGAAAGCGGGCAUUAUUACGCAAAGCUAGAGCCCUGGAAUCGACAUAAUAAACACCUCCAAAGGGAUGGGGAAGGCUCCUUGUCCAAAGGCGCUACAUCAAAGCUUUCUAGGAAUGAUUUUGUUCUCUGGAAAGCAUCUAGACCGGGGGAGCCCAGUUGGCCCAGCCCUUGGGGUAACGGCCGACCCGGAUGGCAUAUCGAAUGCUCUGCAAUGGCAUCCGCUAACUUUGGCAGCCAAAUGGAUAUUCAUUCCGGUGGCAUUGAUCUUGCCUUCCCCCACCAUGACAAUGAACUUGCCCAGAGCGAAGCAUUCUGGGGAGGAACUCAAUGGGUUAAUUACUUCCUUCAUAUGGGCCAUCUCUCCAUUCAGGGCUCAAAAAUGUCCAAAUCCCUAAAGAAUUUUACCACCAUUAGGGAGGCACUCGACAGAGGUACCUGGACCUCUCGAAACCUGAGAAUUGUUUUCCUCCUUAGUGGCUGGCGAGAAGGGAUUGAAAUCACAACAGAUAUGGUUGAUGCUUCACGUGCCUGGGAAGAAAAGCUGAACAAUUUCUUUUUGAAGUCGAGGAAUUUUAAGGCUUUACAUAAACUAGCAAGUGAAGCCCCCAACAAUCGUUGUGAUGCCCUAGAAACGCAUCUCAAAUUCGCUCAAGACAAAGUUUUCAAUGCUCUGUGCAACUCGUUCGACACGCCUACUGCGAUGAGUGCUAUAACAGAACUCGUGACUGUUUUCAAUAGUGCCGAACCUCCCAAGUUGAACAACGUAAUUCUUCAGAACGCUGCUAAAUGGAUUACGUCCAUGGUCAACGUAUUUGGGCUAAACGGCGACGCUUCCCCCGAGGACCCUGAAAUAGGCUGGGCUGGUAUUGAUGUUCCAGAAUGUGCGAUGCCGUAUUUAAAUGCCCUUUCCACCUCACGAGACUCAAUCCGUCGUCUUGCCAUGUCGAAAUCCCGUAUUCCCCCAGAAGCUCUCCGCGGUAUUACUGACUCAAUGGAAGACUUUGGGCCAUCCAUAUCAGAUAUAGCGCUUCCAUUUAUUACGGUUCUCAGAAGUUUUAAGGACAGAAUCGAAUAUAUGAAUUUCAAUUGUUCCGAGAUAAGUCCAAAUCAACUGCUAAUGGCAUGCGAUCAGAUCCGAGAUGUUGAUUUGUUUGACCUGGGGGUCUAUCUGGAGGACCAAGGAAAUGAGCAUGCUAUAAUCCGCCCAGUCACUAGGGACCUCAUUUGUGCCCGCCAAAAACAAUCCGAACAAAAGCUGGAAUCGCAAAAGCGCAGAGAGGAUGAGGAACGGAGACUACUUGAAAAAUUAGACAGGGGGAAGCUUAGCCCUGCUGAGAUGUUUCGGACUGAGGAUUUCAGCGCGUGGGAUGCAGAUGGUAUACCAACGAAGGAUUCGGAAGGGAAAGAUAUUACCAAAAGCCGUAGCAAGAAGCUUAGAAAAGAAUGGGAAAGGCAGAAAAAAAUGCAUGAGAUGUGGGAAGCGAGCAGCUCUGGGCAAAUGGCAUAG